Auanema sp. JU1783 is the source of this 546-nucleotide messenger RNA. Lineage: Eukaryota; Metazoa; Nematoda; Chromadorea; Rhabditida; Rhabditidae. The record is from the annotation of a GenBank genome assembly.
AUGACGAAUUCUUACCGAGAACCGAGGAGUAAACUCUCAUCCCCAUCAUCUGAGAAAUCAAAGGCAUCCAGCUAUCGUGAUAGAAAGGAUAGUACAUACUCAAAUUAUUGUCAGUUCUGUAUGGACACUACUCAUGUCACUAGUAACUGUCAAUUUGCACGCAAAGUUGCUCCUGAGGAAGUUGAAGCUAAAAGCAAACUCUUAUAUUCUCAUAAAUCGUCGUCCAUUAGUGAUCUCUCUUCCAACUCUUCUGAUGAUGGACAGUACUCGGACAAUGAGAUGCCUCCACCAAACGAUUUACCUUGUCUAAUUUCCAUGGAGAAUUCGAAAACAGUUAUAGCUCUUCGAGAUAACUCUGACUCGUCUUUGACUCGAUGUUCUUACGAACGAAAUUCUAUAAGCUCCUCCGAAGAAUCGGAGAGUAUGAAGAUGAAAUAUGAUGAACUCAAAUCAUGGGUUAAGUCUCUGCUCUCUCUAGACGUCGUACGAAACGAGUUGUUCAUGAACAAUCCUCUUCUCGCUUCUGAAGUCGUCAAAUUCUUGUAA